Messenger RNA from Glycine soja, 2052 nucleotides. Its product is annotated as transcription termination factor MTERF5, chloroplastic-like. The coding region runs from base 158 to 1597 and encodes 479 amino acids. Lineage: Eukaryota; Viridiplantae; Streptophyta; Magnoliopsida; Fabales; Fabaceae. The record is from RefSeq and is a predicted model, not a curated record. Gene Ontology annotation, biological process: regulation of DNA-templated transcription. Gene Ontology annotation, molecular function: double-stranded DNA binding. The transcript has 4 exons.
GUAUUUCACCCGUGGCCAAUAUCUAUCAUUACCUUAUCUCCCGUGAUUCUGUCGAACCUCCAUUGUCUGUUGUUGUCCACGCAGUGAUACAAGGAAAAUUUAACCUUUCUUUUUUCAUUUGCCAUAUGAUUUGAUAUCACACUAACUCAAACCUACUAUGAUGAAGAUUUUCUCCUCAAUUCAACCACGCACCCCACCAUUUUCGUUGUACAAGAUUUUUCUCUCACACUACUCAAGGACUCAACUUUCUUUUCCUACAAAGGUCUUCUUUUGCCAGGCAAAAUCUGAUGGUGCUUUUUACUCAGGCACAGACGGAUCAUUGAAUUUAGAAGUGGUGUCUCCCACUCUGUUAGUAGCAGAAAAGGAAGAAGCCAAGGCUGUGUUGACUUUGUUUUUAAAGAAACAAGGUUUGAGCAAUGCUAUUGCCACUAGAACCAGCAAGAAGUCAGAUCAUUUUAUUGAUCACCUUGUCUCAAGGCUUCACUCUAAACACAAAUCUUGGUAUCUUGCAGGGAGAGAGCUAACGACUCUAGAGAUCAGGGACACACUUAUCCCUUAUCUUGAAUCUCUUUUCGAAGAGCAUGGAGACAUCCUAGUGAAUGUAGUGGAAAACUAUCCAAAUCCACCUGGUAAGGAUAAAUCAGCUGUGCCGAUUCCUCCUUCUAAUCCAGUGUCAGACUCUAAGAAGCUUAAAGCUGUGUCUCGAGUGAGUGAGACAGACCCAGAUGGUGGCAAUCUUCGCCCUCAUAUUGUCUAUCUCAUGGACCUUGGUAUGGAUAUUGAGCAGAUUAGGAGUAUCACACGACGAUUUCCAUCUUUUGCCUACUAUAGCUUGGAGGGUAAAAUUAAGCCAGUGGUUGAGUUUUUUCUUGAACUUGGAGUGCCAAAAGAGAACAUUCUUACUAUCCUCACUAAAAGACCUCAAUUAUGUGGAAUCAGUCUAUCUGAAAAUCUUAAACCCACCAUGAAGUUCUUUGAAUCUUUGGGUGUUGACAAAAACCAAUGGCCAAAGGUGAUCUAUCGCUUCCCAGCACUGCUAACUUAUAGCAGGCCGAAAGUGAUGGAAAGCAUAGAUUUUCUCCUUGAAUUAGGCCUCUCAGAAGAGAGUAUAGGUAAGAUUUUAACUCGCUGCCCCAACAUUGUUAGUUACAGUGUAGAGGACAAUCUCCGACCCACGGCUAAGUACUUCCAUUCUUUGGGGGUUGAAGUUGGCGUUCUUCUCUUCAGAUGCCCUCAAAAUUUUGGUCUUAGCAUUGAGAACAACCUAAAGCCUGCAACAGAAUUUUUCUUGGAGCGGGGAUACACUUUGGAAGAAAUUGGGACCAUGAUUUCAAGAUAUGGAGCCUUGUAUACUUUCAGCUUGACUGAAAAUUUGAUUCCAAAAUGGGAUUUCUUCUUGACCACAGGUUACCCAAAAUCUGAGUUGGUUAAGUUCCCUCAAUAUUUUGGAUACAAUUUAGAGGAAAGGGUUAAACCUAGAUUCACAAUUAUGAAAAAAUAUGGAGUGAAGUUACUGCUGAAUCAGGUUCUUUCACUGUCAAGCAGCAACUUUGAUGAAGCCUUGAAAAAGAAAAUGAAGAAAAUGCAAGUUAGUUAGGAUUCUAGUCAUAGCAGCAAACUUGCUCAAUCAGAUAUUGAAAAAUGAGACUUUCAGGCAAUGUUUCUGGUUAGAAAAGAUGCUCAACUUCAAGAUUUUUGUUUUCGGGGUAUCAAUGACACAAUGGCUGCAAAUUUAUGAGAACUGAAAAGUUGCAGUUAUACUAGAACAUGAUCAAAUAGAUAGCUCUUGAAACCAAAAUAUAGUUCAUGCCCAUGAAUUAAGCUGUAUUGGAGUGAUUUAGAGCAUGUUAGCUGCUGAAUUCACAACUUGUAACCAGGUCUUUUUACAUGAAUGACACUUACCCUGGUUAGCUCUACUUGCCAAUUGCUGCUGUAUGUGAUUGAUUUUUAUCUCCUUAUAUUAACCAGGUCUUUCUUGUGUCAUUUCAUUUUAAAUACAGAUUAUAAACCUUUUGGAAACUCUGAUGGAUACUGAUAUGAGCGUUUACUCUA